Molecule: messenger RNA, 1688 nt
Organism: Anopheles gambiae (African malaria mosquito)
Lineage: Eukaryota; Metazoa; Arthropoda; Insecta; Diptera; Culicidae
Exons: 1
Coding region: 2-1249 (415 amino acids)
Source: RefSeq, a predicted model, not a curated record
UAUGUUUUGUUUCUUUCCAGGUACAGUUUACUUUAAUGCAGCGCAUGGGUGCUUAAAGUGUACCUGUGUAGGGGUACACCUCAACUCGGAGCACAAAAUGAUUUUUGAAUCCGUGGACGCCGAACUGCGUACGGACGACGGCUUUAAACAACGAGUAGACAAAGACCACCACAAACCAUGGCGAUCACCAUUAGAAAAGCUCAAAAAUUUUAAUAUGAUCGACGGUGUUCCCUACGAAGGUCUCCAUCAGUUUGAUCGCGGGGUGACCCUAAAGCUUGUUCUAGGGUUAUACGAGGGAAUUUUUGAAAAUUUUGACAAGUGGUCACCCCGACAAAAGGAAGCCGUGAAUACUUUUUUGAUAAAGACACGGCUUCCUUCGGAAGUGAAUCGCCCUAUGCGAUCCUUCCGCUUUCGCCAUUUUUGGAAGGCCACCGAAUUUCGGUCCUUCCUUCUUCAUAUUAGUAUUGCGGUCUUGAAGGAUUUUAUGUCUUUUGAUGCAUUCAAUCACUUCUUGUGCUACUUUUGCAGUGUGACGAUUUUUAAUUCAACGGCACACAAGCAUCUUUGGCCUCUUGCGGAAAAGUUCUUAUACAACUUUGUAAAGAACUUUCCGCAGUAUUAUGGUCGAGCCCAUAUGACCAGCAACGUCCACAAUCUCCUGCACGUGUCAGGAGACGUUAACAUGUUUGGAGCGGUUCCUGAAUAUUCCGCAUAUCGGUAUGAGAAUUUUCUUCAAAUUGUACGCCGAUAUGUGAGAUCGGGCACGCAUGUAGUAACACAGGUAGCCGGCCGUAUGCAAGAAAUUGCAUCAGUGCAAGUGGCUACCAAUCGUGUUACUCAAACAUACCCCCGGUUGAAGGUCAAUGGUGCCGGUAUACACGUAACCGCCGAUUUUGUCCUACUGCCAAAUUUUAAGGAUCAAUGGUUUUUAACCACCGAAAAUGGCAUUAUAAAAUUUUUAGAAGCGAAGAGGAUUUCUUCGCUGUUGUACACCGUAAUUGGAAUCCAGUAUGAAACCUGGACGGAACAGUUUAGUGCGUCGGUAGACGGUGAUCAGUUAUCGUCUACCGACCUACACAUCUAUAAGAUAGAUGAAAAUGGUCCGUCCAGGUCGGUGGAAAUACCACAUUAUGCGAUCAAGUGCAAAUUUGUUGCACUUCGCCUACCCUCUACUUCCUUUAAACAUCCUGAUCCGCAACUAUCUUCCAGUCUAAUCUCCUUAACUCCCCUUCUUCAUACUUUUCAAUAAACUAACUGUAUCAAUUAACAUAUUUCAUGUAACCCGUCACUAACUGUCCUGUUUUCUGAUUAACAUUUUUAUUAAUUUAUUAUUGCCUAUAUUUUAAGUUCUAUUCCUUUUUUAAUUUAUAUGAUCGCAUACGAUGUGUUUCAAUCACUAUACUGGAUCUUUGUUGCCCGAUUUAACGUGGGCCGACCACUUUUACCGCUUUGUGCAUUAUAAAGCUCACAAUGGUCAUUUGUUAAGGUUUUUUUUUAAUAACAUGGUUAGGCUAGAUUAGUAUAUUAACAUGGUUAGGUUAAGUAGUAUAUUAGAUAGUAUUAGAAUAGCAGAUUUUUUAUGGGGAGCCAAUGACGAUUGUUGGUACAUAGCUUUAUGUUUGCGAUGCGGGGCCCCAUGCACUGUAAUGCCCGCGUUUCCGCAAGUCUUGUACUAGUGAGGUGUUGAG